This is a messenger RNA of Archocentrus centrarchus (flier cichlid), 3567 nucleotides long. It is a transcript of the gene raver2, whose product is annotated as ribonucleoprotein, PTB-binding 2. Gene Ontology annotation, cellular component: nucleus. Lineage: Eukaryota; Metazoa; Chordata; Actinopteri; Cichliformes; Cichlidae. The record is from RefSeq and is a predicted model, not a curated record. Gene Ontology annotation, molecular function: mRNA binding. The transcript is spliced from 16 exons. The coding region runs from base 1 to 2640 and encodes 879 amino acids.
AUGGCGGCAGCCUCAUCCAUCCAGCCGCCGAGCGUUCACUCUUCUCUAGCCCGGGAUAGCACACUUUCCCCGGAGAUGGACAGCCCCGAGAGCCGGCAGCCUGAGGAUGAGGAGGCGGCGGCAGCGCAGUCCUCCGACUCGGGGAUUAGCCUCCGUGACCUGCCGGACCUGGAACCGGAGGAAAUCGAGAGGAGGCUGGCCAAAACUCGCAAGGAGCUGAGCAACAGGAGGAAAAUCCUCAUCAAGAACCUGCCACCCGACACCACUAACCAGGAAGUCCAUGAAAUUCUGAAAGAAUAUGAACUGAAGUACUGCUUUGUGGACCGCAACAAAGGCACAGCUUUUGUGACUUUGCUGAACGGGGACCAGGCUCAGGAUGCCAUCCGCUCCCUCCACCACAGCACUGUCCGCGGGCGUUUGAUCAACGUCACCCUGCAGCCCACCGACUCCCUGCUGUGCCUCACCAACCUGCCCCACACCUUCACCGCCCAGCAGUUUGAGGAGCUGGUGCGCUCGUAUGGAAACAUUGAGCGCUCCUUCCUGGUAUACAGUGAGCUCACGGGCCACUCCAAAGGAUAUGGGUUUGUUGAAUACAUGAAGAAGGAUUCUGCUUCACGGGCCCGCUCGGAGCUCCUGGGCCGGCCAAUGGGGGACCGCUCGUUGAUGGUGCAGUGGAUGGACGUCAACCAGUUGAGCCAGGAGGAAAACCUGCACUCCAAGUGUCUGUGUGUGGACAGACUGCCUCUGGAUCUCUGUGACUCUGAAGAGCUGACCCAGCUGUUUUCUGAAACGUAUAAACCCGUCUUUUGCCAGCUUGCUCAAGAUGAGGGCAGUCCGGUGCGAGGGUUUGGUGUGGUGGAAUAUGAGAGCGCGGAGCAGGCAGAGGCCGUGCUGAUAGAGAUGGACCGAUCCCUGGUGGGAGGACAGGAGGUCCGUCUGUCACUCUGUACCCCCGGCACCUCAGGGAGAAGCACCUUGGCUGCACUCAUUGCUGCCCAGGGUAUGAUUCUGAGUAACAGGAAAGGUUUGCUACCAGAACCAAACUUGGCUCAGCUGCUGACAAGUAUGACGAACCCCGCUGCCCUGCAGAUACUCAUGAGACCGUACCACACUGGGAAAAGGGGAGGAAAAUACGGGCGUCACACCAGCCUGCCAUUCCUCAGACCCCCCCUCACUACAGCUCUGCUCACUCUGGGAAAAGCACACCAGAAUGCUAUGUUUGGAAAUGGACUGGUCCUCCAGAACCUUUUGCACAUGCAGCUCGCACAGCAGCAGCUUCUACACAUCAAAGACAAGCGCAUCAGCAGCGUCUCCAGUCUGCUCGGGGAUCCGUCCAGGCUGCUCAUGCAAAAAGCCUUGUCUCUGCGGCCUCCAGGCCUUGUGCAGCUGGGGAAAGGUCUCCUGGGAGACUCUCCUACAGAGUUGGGACAGGAGACAGUUCCAGCAUCUACCCACAAUGCCACAGUAGUGGUUUCAGCAGCAGGUGUUAUGCCGUACCUCCAGGGUCGGACUGUAGGAGGAGACCUACCUACCCACAGCACCCAUUCCGUGUCCACAACCCCUUCUGCUUCCUCCUCUUCUUCCUCUUCUUCCUCUUCCACCUCCUGUGACAACAGGCAGCCAGCUCCCCCAGGGACGAUGGUGAGCUCCCAACCGCAAGGACAGAGCUAUUCCUUGGGUAUAAGUAACUCAGGCCUUGGCCCACCUCCACCUAAACCCCCUGGAGGAGUUUACGCGACAACAGGCCAGCACAACAGCUCAGAUGGCUGCCCCUUGGUAAACAGUGGGCAGAGUUCUUUGUUGGGCGAUCCUCCUAAAGAAGUCAGGCUGCCCUCUAAUCCUUACCUAAACCUGGCCAGUGUAAUGCCAGGAGUAGUUCUGCAAGGGUCAGUGGGGAGCAAAGCCCAGGGAGGACAGCCCGGCACUGCAGUGUACAACAGCUCGAUCGCUCCUGUGGUCUCCCAGGGCUCCGGCUCCUUCUCCCACAGCGCAGCCGCUACAACCACUGCCCCAUACAGCACCGAUACCUCUACUGACUACAGCCAAUACAACCAAGCGUACACACAGGAGGCCAUGCAGCAGUGGUACCAGCACUAUCAAGCUGCACAAGCUCACACCUACAGCACUGCUGCACCACAGGACGGCACAGCCGCAGACUACAGCAAGGAGCACGCACAGACUCCAACUGUGUCCACCUAUGGAGAUUACAGUUCCUACAUGCAGGCAGUCACUCAAUACUACUCCCAACCUGCCACAGCCAACCAGGGCUACACCACCAAGGAGGUGGAUGUGUGUAAGCCUCUAGGAGUGUCGCUGCAUGCGGUCAGUAACGGCGCGGCUCCUCCCCCGGCCGUCCUACCUGCCGCUGCCGUGCUCCCGGCUUACAGCACCCUGCCUUUAAUGCCCGGCUUCCUCGGGGCACCGCAUCCGUCAGCAGCUGCACCGAGCCCUGUCACACACGCACACACUGCUGCCACGGACUGGAACACCUAUUACUAUAACCAGACAAGGGGCCAUAAGAGGGAGUAUCCUCAGCUGGCAGUGCAGGAAGUGACAUCAUCAGAUGGUGCCUACAUCGGGCAGCACUCCCAAGGCCUGGGGGGGCAGUACGCUGACUACUUUAAGAGGAAGAGGCUCUAGUUUGAACCGAACCACCUUAAAGCCUAAAAGCUUAGGGAGGGAGGCACAAACAGCUGGAUGUCUGCUGGAUGUCACAGCUCCCUCUAGUGGCCUUUCUGUGGCUGCCAUUUUGCAAUCCUACAGUCAGUAUUGAGUUUCGAAGAAUUAGGGUUGCAAAUGGCUCAAGUGAAAUGAAGCCAUAGUGCUCUUUGAUCUUGGCACGUAUGUACACGCAUACACACACGCGCGCACACACACACACACACAUAUACACAGUGUUAUUUUUGUCCUGUUCAAGCCUUAACUCUUUAACUUAAACUGUUGUUUCACAGUCAGUGUGUUAACUGUACUUAACUAAUAUUAUCUUGUACAAUUUUUCUAAUAUAUCAUGUAAAUUGAAGUAUAUUGUAUCUGUACGUACAAGCUGCUUUUGUAUUUGCAAGCAGGCGUCCCGUCUGCCCAGCUCAACCUGUCUUAGGACUGGUCUCACAGCCAGCUCGCUCCCUCUCCGUCUCCCUUUUCAAAAGACUGAGCGUGUCUGAUGUUGCACACUCACCCUUUGAUUUGUCAGCCAGUCUGACAUCUGUUUGUUCCCGCUUCACUGUCUUUUUCUCUUUUCUUUUUAUUAGACCAGGUUCCUCUUUCAAAUCCCCCUGCUGAGAAUUAGAGUGCGUGUGUGCGUGUGUGUGUGUGUGUGUGUUCUUUGCUGUAUCUGUAGGAAGUGUCAGCCAUUUCAAUCCCAAGGUUUGGGAGCACAUCAGGAAAAAGGGCCUAAACCAAUCAAAGCCCUUAAUUUAAUUACUAAAGCUUCCCUCGAUGAAUGGAGUUUUUUUUCUUAUAAUGACUGGAAGGAUAAUAAAAGGCUGGUGUAAAUACUGCAGUGUAAUACAGAAUAUAUAAAGCCAUGUGUAACAGACAAUAUCACAUACAAUGGAUGUUUCCGAGCUC